Bactrocera oleae (olive fruit fly) is the source of this 2171-nucleotide messenger RNA. RefSeq names its product dead end protein homolog 1. Gene Ontology annotation, cellular component: nucleus. Gene Ontology annotation, molecular function: mRNA binding. The record is from RefSeq and is a predicted model, not a curated record. NCBI's taxonomy places the organism in Eukaryota, Metazoa, Arthropoda, Insecta, Diptera, Tephritidae.
UAGUUUAUUACCGCGACGAAGACAGUGAAUUGGAAGUUGGUAAUUCGCACAGAUACAUGAGUAUAAUUAUUUGAAAUACUUAUCGCCUGCCAAAUAAAACGGUAAAUAACUUGGUUUAUUCUUUUUGUAAUUACUGAAUGAAAAUAGCAAAACUCUGAUAUACUCAUUUGUCAAAUGAACUAAACGUGUUAAAAUGGUCAUUUGUUGUUCAUAAGCUUAGAAACUUGCCUACUCUGUGGCCUGUUAGGAGCAGAAAUACCAUAAGUUGGAAAAAUAAAUAGGCGUGUUUAACUGUUGGAGAUAAUUAGUAAUAAAUAAAAUAAUAACGGAAAUGUCUGACUUGUCAACAUCGUGGUUGGGAGUAGGCUCCUCUUCGUCGCCAUCUGAAUCGUUGUCUUCGUUUUCGCUCAAUUGUAAUGAUAUUACUUGGGAGACACUAUUCACGAAAGCCGCUUCUCUGCCUGCUAUUUUGGAGAAUGGACGCAAAGUAUUUGGACCGCCAGUAGAAUAUGUAGGUGAGCGUCCUUCCUACAUAUGUGAAUUAUAUGUAUCGAAUUUACCCAAGUCUCUGGAUGAGGUACGUUUUCUGGCUUGGCUGCAUCGUUGUGGUGUUGUUUAUGAAAUGCGGGUGAUGAUGCAGUCUUUUAGUACUACACGCGGUUAUGCCUUUGUACGUUACAUGCAAGAAUAUGAAGCUUUAGUGGCGUACGAAUUAUUAAAAUGUUUGUUUUUGUGCGGCGAACGUGUGUGCGUUUACCGAUCGCAAGGAAAAAAUCGCCUCUUUGUGAGUAAUAUCCCCAAGCAAUUACCGAUGUCGUCUCUGGAAGAAGGUUUCAAGAAAACAUUCCGCGACAUAGAGCGUUGUAUAGCAUUUCCCGCAACAGAAACUUGUUCGUUGAGAGGUGACCUUAAUCGUGGCUUUGCUUUUAUCGAAUUUUAUGAUCACGAAUCGGCUAUGGAGGCUAAGAAAAAAACGACACCUGGACACAUGCGCAUGUGGGGUAAUGACUUGAAAGUACAAUGGGCAAAACCGAAAUUAUUGCAAAUCCAUUUUAAAAGCAACAAUGAACAACAGGAAAUACGUUCAAUAACUGCAGCGUCAAGUAAACCACAAGACUAUUGUGCUAAAUUACGUUUGCUCUGUUUGGCUAAUAAUUGGUGCAUACCGGUGGUAAUUUAUGGGAAUUGCUUUUACCAAAAUGGAUUUCAAUAUGGUGGAAUAUUAUUGAAAGAUCCCACAAGUGGACAGUUAAGUGGCAUCCUAAUGGAGGUGGCUGUAGGUCGUGAUAUGCAAGAUGUGCAUGUAGCAAUGUGCGAAGUUGCUGCGCAAAUAAUUGACCGAAGUAACGGGUUUCCAAGAUACCACUACAUGGUGCGAGUGUUGAAUGGAUUUCGUGCCGAAUUAUUGUUUGUUUGCGAAAAUUGUUCAGAUAUUACGUCACUGGUGGGCCAUUGCGACAGGAAUGUUUUCAAUUUCAAGUCCAUGGUUGAGUUGGCAGUCGCUUUGGAAGUUUUGGCCCAAUAUUCUACAGAAUUUAUUUUAAAUACUUAUAGAAGAAGUUUUCUAGUAUUACGAAACUGCUUUUCUCUUAAACGCCAGUCACACAUUGUCCAGUUUUACAGUAUAUUUCCAAAGUUUCGUAAUAAUCCGCCGCUUAACCUGGCAUUCAACGAUACUGAAAUAACACUUUUUGUUCCAGAAGUUACAAUGGAACGCAAUAUUUACGAGUACUUAGCCGUGGGAGAACAAAAAAGUAAUCGUCCUUACAUGAUAUUGAAUUCACAACGGGUCCGGAACGCUGAUGGCUACACAUUACGUUAUAUCAGUUUGGAAAAAUUAGAAAGUCGAGAGUUUUACCAUCCAGAACAGAGGAUUAAUGUCUCACCAAUUUGGAUUACAGGUCAUUCCUAUCAAAAAUCUAUUUUCAAAUAGAAGUUUAUAUAUUUUUUUGAAAAGUGCCAUUCAUUGUUUGCAUACUUUGAAAGUGAAAUGAUUUUUAUUUUUUCUUUAUAUAAAAUAUUUAUUUUGUGAAUUUCAAAAAUUAUGUAUUUCUAUGAUCAUGUUUACUAAAGUGCAUCUGAAGAGUUACUGUUGAUUAUGCUUCAACACCACAAUUAUGUGAAAUUUUCAAUACCAUAUAUUGGUAAUAAACCUGUGUUUUUUGAAUAAA